UGGGUGGAGAAGCGGGUGCAGAGAUACGAAAAGGCGCUGCGGCUGUUCCGCGAGCACUUGCUGGUACUCGUUCACAUGACAGGUGGUGCGCCUGCCCGCGGUACAGAGCUGGUGACGGUCACGCACACCAACAUGCCCAACGCAGAGAGCCGCGGGCUGUUCGUCGAGGACGGGCUGAUGGUGUACGUGACCAUGUACCACAAAGGCAUCGGGCAGACCGGCAAUGCCAAGGUCAUUCACCGCUACCUGCCGCGCGAAGUCGGCGAGCUGCUGUUCUACUACCUGUGGAUGGUCCUCCCGUUCUGGCAGAAGCUG
Didymella exigua CBS 183.55 is the source of this 315-nucleotide messenger RNA. RefSeq lists its product as uncharacterized. The record is from RefSeq and is a predicted model, not a curated record. The annotation marks the transcript as partial. NCBI's taxonomy places the organism in Eukaryota, Fungi, Ascomycota, Dothideomycetes, Pleosporales, Didymellaceae. The transcript has a single exon.